AUGGUCGCAGGGGGUGACGCGCAGCUCUUCCGGCUCGCGAGCGGCAUCUCGUGCCACGCAUGGAACAAAGACUGCAGCAAACUGGCCAUCUGUCCCAACUCGAACGAGAUCUGGAUCUACUCGAACUGUCACGUGCUGGAUCCAUCCCAGUGGCGCAAAGAAGCUGUACUUACGGAACAUGAUAUGCUCGUGUGUGGUCUGGACUGGUCGCCCGUGCACGAACAGCUGGUGUCGUGCUCGCACGACCGCGGCGCUUUUGUGUGGAAGUACGAAGCGGCGUAUCGGCAGUGGAAACCGCUGCUCGUGGUGCUGCGUGUAACUCGAGCAGCGACGAACGUCAAGUGGAGUCCGGACGGCAAGAAGUUUGCCGUGAGCAGUGGUGCCAAGUGUGUCUCUGUGUGUUACUACCAGGAAGCAGAGAACUGGUGGGUGAGCAAGAUCAUCAAGAGACACAAGUCUACGGUGACGGACGUGGACUGGCAUCCGAAUAGCCAGCUACUGGUGACCGCGAGCACGGAUCUUAAGUGUCGCGUGUUCUCGGCGCACGUCAAUGACGUCGACGGACCGCCUGAUGCAGGUCCAUUUGAAGCCUUGCCGCCUUUUGGUGAGCCACUGGCGGAGUUCGACAAUGCUAGCGCAUGGGUGAAUGCUGUAGCGUGGUCUCCGAAAGGUGACUGUUUGGCAUUUGCGAGCCAGGGGUCAUCCAUUCACAUUGUCCACUUUGGUGCACCUGGCGAGUAUCCAACGAUUCAGUCGAUCCGGUUCUCGCACCUGCCGCUGAUGCGAAUCAUGUUCUUGUCAAACUCCGCUAUCGUUGGCGUGGGUUAUGAUUUCAACCCAAUGCUGUUUUCUAAAGACGGCAGCAACUUUUGGUCGUUUUCUGAGUUUGUGGACAAGAAGCCGGCUGAGACUGCUGUGAAGACAAAUUUGGGCGGCUUCAGUGCAGCUCGGAGUCUGUUUGAAAGCAAAGUGACGCGUGGACAGUCGUCCGAUGCUACUCAACACGAUAAAAACAUGCUGUGGAUGAAACACGAGAGCAACAUCACGUGUAUCCAGCCUUACGCGCGGUCCGCCUCUGGUGGUGUCACGGAAUUCUCGACUUCCGCGCUUGAUGGUCGCGUAGUCCUCUGGAAAUUGGGGAGUCUACGCGUGGAAAUGAGCAAGCUGCAUCUGUAA
Peronospora matthiolae is the source of this 1176-nucleotide messenger RNA. Lineage: Eukaryota; Oomycota; Peronosporomycetes; Peronosporales; Peronosporaceae. The record is from the annotation of a GenBank genome assembly.